This is a messenger RNA of Coccidioides immitis RS, 351 nucleotides long. RefSeq lists its product as uncharacterized. The record is from RefSeq and is a predicted model, not a curated record. The transcript has a single exon. NCBI's taxonomy places the organism in Eukaryota, Fungi, Ascomycota, Eurotiomycetes, Onygenales, Onygenaceae. Bases 1 to 351 code for a protein of 116 amino acids.
AUGCACGUCCUCUCCGCCGUCACCGUAGCGCUGGCGGCCUUUUCGUCCAGCACUCUUGCUGCAAUAUGCCACCACGAGGCCAAAGGUGAAAAUUGCAUGAGCAAAGAUGAUGCCAAGAGAGCCGUCGCGGCUUACUGCCGUGGUCACUUUCACAGGAAGUGUGUCAGUUGGAAGAAAGUCGAGGGCACUGAGGGAGGCGUCGGAUACGUUGCCCAAAACGGUAAAUUCAAGAAUGAAGAUCUGUGCGUUAAGGCUGGUCUGUUAAUUGUCGAACAAUGUUAUGGAAUUGCGGCCGGUGGUUCUCGGACACGCAGAUUUUCUGCUCUCGACUUCAGGUACUGCGAGUGGUGA